AUUGGAGACCACCAAGUGGCCCAAGGCAUGUGGCUACUGUCAUGUGGCAACUGCGGUGGGAGUGUGAGAAGGAGCCACUUAGCUAGGAGGUUCACCUACCAUCCCAAAUGUUGUUUUUCCAGUUCUUCACAAGCGUCACACCCUAGGUGCCCAUGCCCUAGGGAAUACUUGUGGAGUCUUCAUUCCACAGUCAGAGGCCCCAGUGGCAAAAAGGAAAGGCAAAACUUGGAGAAUACAUUUUAGAAAAAGUGUUACCUGGUUAUAGAAAUCCCUGUUGCCACCUACAUCCCUGUGGAUUACUGCAAGACACAGUAAAUAAAACCAAAUGGAACAGUGGGGAGCUUGACAUUUGAAUAAAAGGAAAUUCUCAUUUGAGCUCAAAGGAGAACCUGAGGGAAGGAUUGUUGGCUUCAUUUACAUUCAGACCCCUGAAGCUGGGGACACCCAACACUUUGGGAAGACAGUAACCAUGGAGGCUGGUGGACUCCCACUGGAGCUGUGGCGCAUGAUCUUCGCCUACCUGCACCUUCCUGACCUGGGCCGCUGCAGUGUGGUUUGCAGGGCCUGGUAUGAACUGAUCCUCAGCCUGGAUAGCACCCGCUGGCGACAACUAUGUCUGGGUUGCACUGAGUGCCGCCACCCCAACUGGCCUAACCAGCCUGAUGUGGAGCCUGAGUCUUGGCGAGAAGCUUUCAAGCAGCAUUACCUGGCCUCCAAGACCUGGACCAAGAAUGCCUUGGACUUGGAAUCCUCUGUCUGCUUUUCUCUGUUCCGAAGGAGGAAGGAGCGGCGCACCCUCAGUGUGGGUCCAGGCCAUGAGUUUGACAGCCUGGGUAGUGCCUUGGCCAUGGCCAGCCUGUAUGACCGAAUUGUGCUGUUCCCGGGUGUAUACGAAGAACAAGGUGAAAUCAUCCUGAAGGUACCCGUGGAGAUUGUGGGCCAGGGGAAGUUGGGCGAGGUGGCCCUGCUAGCCAGCAUUGACCAGCACUGCUCAACCACACGCCUGUGCAACCUGGUCUUCAUGCCAGCCUGGUUCUCCCCCAUCAUGUACAAGACCACAUCAGGUCAUGUCCAGUUUGACAACUGCAAUUUUGAGAAUGGACACAUCCAGGUCCAUGGCCCUGGGACCUGCCAGGUGAAGUUCUGCAUCUUCAAAAACACCCAUGUCUUCCUGCACAAUGUGCCCCUGUGUGUCCUGGAAAACUGUGAAUUUGUGGGCAGUGAAAACAACUCGGUGACGGUGGAGGGUCACCCGUCAGCAGAUAAGAACUGGGCCUAUAAGUAUCUACUGGGGCUUGUCAGAUCCUCUCCCACCCUGAUCCCCAAAGAGGACACAGACUUUUUAAUGUCCCUGGACCUGGAGAGCCGUGACCAGGCCUGGAGCCCAAGGACCUGUGAUAUUGUCAUCGAGGGCAGCCAAAGCCCCACCAGCCCAGCCUCCAGCUCCCCAAAGCCAAGCUCCAAGGCUAGUUCCCAGGAGGCCGAAGUGGUGGGCAGCGAUGGGGAAAGGGUGGCCCAGACCCCAGACAGCAGCGAUGGAGGCCUGAGUCCCAGUGGUGAGGGUGAGGAGGAGGAGGAGGAACAGCUCACGUACAGGUUGUCCUACCAGGUGCAGGGCCCGCGUCCUGUCCUAGGGGGUUCCUUUCUAGGCCCACCACUGCCAGGAGCCUCCAUUCAGCUGCCCAGCUGCCUGGUGCUGAACUCUCUGCAGCAGGAGCUACAGAAGGACAAGGAGGCCAUGGCUCUGGCCAGCUCUGUGCAGGGUUGCCUCAUCCGCAAGUGCCUCUUCCGGGACGGAAAAGGAGGCGUCUUUGUCUGCUCCUAUGGCCGGGCCAAGAUGGAAGGAAACGUCUUCCGCAACCUGACUUAUGCAGUGCGGUGCAUACAUAACAGCAAGAUUGUCAUGCUCAGGAAUGACAUUUAUCGCUGUCGGGCAUCAGGCAUUUUUCUUCGCUUGGAGGGAGGAGGCCUGAUCGCAGGCAACAACAUUUACCACAAUGCGGAAGCUGGUGUCGACAUCCGGAAACGGUCCAACCCACUCAUACUGUGUAACCAGAUCCACCACGGCCUUCGUUCUGGCAUUGUUGUCCUUGGCAAUGGGAAAGGCAUCAUCAGGAACAACCAAAUCUUUUCAAAUAAAGAGGCUGGCAUUUAUAUCCUGUACCACGGAAAUCCAGUUGUAAGUGGGAACCACAUCUUCAAGGGCCGUGCAGCUGGCAUAGCAGUGAACGAGAAUGGCAAAGGCCUCAUCACAGAAAAUGUCAUCCGGGAGAAUCAGUGGGGAGGUGUGGACAUCCGCCGGGGAGCCAUCCCGGUCCUCAGGAGCAACCUCAUCUGCUUUGGCUACUCAGACGGUGUGGUCGUGGGAGAUGAAGGCAAAGGAUUGAUAGAAGGGAAUACCAUCUAUGCUAACAAGGGCUGUGGUGUUUGGAUGAUGUCGUCCAGCCUGCCCCACGUCACCAGCAAUCACGUGAGCUACAAUGGCCUAUAUGGAGUGGCUGUGUUCAGCCAGAAGGACGGCAUCAGCGAGUUCCCUGGAGGCCAUGGGGCCCAGGAGAACUUCAGUGAGGACGGGGAUGCCAUCCUCUGGGAGACAGAGCUGGAGAAGGAGGACGACCCGCUGUGCCGGCCCAUCACCAUCGCUCUGGUGGAGUCGAACAGUAUUAAUCACAAUGGAGCUUCCGGACUCUAUGUCCAGAGCAGCGAGGUGCUGCACGUCAUCUCCAACGUGAUCCACGCCAAUGGGGACAGAGGCAUCUCUGUGGCCCAGAGUGGCCAACUCACCCGCGUGGCCAACAACAGCAUCUCCUGCAACCGCCAGAGCGGAGUCAAGGUGGAGACCCAGUGCAAGGUGGAGCUCCGGGGCAAUGGCAUCUAUGACAAUAGGGGCCAUGGAAUCAUCACCAAGGGCGAGAGCACCGUUGUUGUGGAAAAUGACAUCAUUGGCAACCGCGGCAGCGGGCUGCAGUUGCUGCCCAGGUCUGACACUAAGGUCAUAAAGAACCGAAUCCACUCAUUCCGGGCCUAUGGCAUCGCUGUGCGGGGCCGUGCCAAGGCCCUGGUGCAAGAGAACAUCAUCUUCCAGGGCAAGACCAACAAGACCAUCUUUCAGCAAAUCACAAACAACCGAGAGUGCAUUAUGCAGAACAACAAGUUCCUGGUCUUCAAGAAAAAGUCUGAUACAUGGCGCCUGGUGAACCCCCCAGCACGGCCUCAUCUUGAAAACUCUCUCAGGGGCCCCUCUGCAGCCCACAGUGGGCAGAAGGUGGCAGCCAUGGCAACCAGAAUCACAGCCCGUGUGGAAGGUGGUUACCACAGCAACCGCAGCAUUUUCUGCACCAUCCUGUAGGGCUGGAGACCUGACAAAAGCCCUCUGACUGGAAGUAGUGCCCGGGAAGACUCGCAGGCCCUCCCCUCUUAAUCACCGCCACCCUGGCAAAGCAGGUCCCAGGCCAAAGUAUCUCCAGACUCUUCAGAUCAGCCAGGAAUCAACUUGGAAGCACUUUCCAAGGAGAAAAUGGAACAGGACUUAGAGCUUUCCCAUCACGCCAGCAUAUAAAGGUUAUGAAGAGUUGAGGAAACUUACAUCGAAGCUCUUAUUUAGGUCAGAAUUCUUGUUACAGGAAACCUUGCUUUUUAUACACACCAAACCAGGGAGGAGCAGGUGGACUUCUGAUUCUGGUGAGGUAGAGACACUUCCCCCUCUCCUGGACCUGACCUUCCUUUGUCCCUCCAAGGGCCGCACAGCCUCCCAUCUGCCUCUGGAAGCCAUGAUUGCAUUUAGUUUACUGAAGGAAAUAGACUUGGACAUAGCUUUGUGAGUAGAGGAGCCUCUCUUAAAAGGCUGCCCAGGGCUGACAUGGAGACUGGUGGCUUUCUUCAGGUGUGCAGGCAGGUGCUAGUUCAGGGCAGGGCAGGAAGGCAAGACGCUCAGGACAUUAGCUCCAUUCCUGCCACAGGAUGCCCUGUGAGCAACCACAGCAGCUGUCUUUGCUGGCUCCAGCUUGUCCAGAUGGAGGUUUGGGGGUCUUCACCUGUCCACGUUCUCAUGGAUGAGCAGCUGCCUUUACUGACCCCAUCAUGUUGCCUAUUCUGUGCCUUGGCUCAGCUUUCCUUGUCCUGGCAUGCCUUUCCCUGCCCAUCUCCUGGUGUGCAGGCCCUACCCAUUCCUCAAGUUAGCUCAGACACUGCCAUCUCUACCCGGUUCUCCCCCUUGCGCCCAAGGAUCACAUCUCCCCCCCUGAGCCUCAGCAGCCCUCUGUGCUCCCUCAGGGCACUGAGCACUUUCUGCCUUGUCAUGGAACUAUUCGGGUCCACACCCCACCCCAAUCACUUGCCUGUGAACUCUGAAGGUAGGGCCACCCACCUCUGACUGUGUCCCUAAGUCCCAACCUAGAGCUGGGGUAAAGUUAGUGGCCUGAGUGAGGCAGCCAGCUCCCAAGGGCUUUACUAACCUGUACUGUGAAUGUUUCGGAAGCAGGUGGGCUUGGACCCUACUGCCUAAAGGUGGCUGGCUGGAUGCAAGGCCAGCUCAGCCUCAAUGAUCUCCCUCCUGCUCAGCCUUUAAUGCAGGGCCUUCAUCAGCCUGUUGGGGUCACUGUCUUACUUACCCCUGGUCCAGGUGGCUUCCCAGGCUGGUUCUGCCAGGCCCUAGGUGCUGCUCCGGUGGGUGGGUGGGAGGGCAGGAACACUGGCUUCUCCCUGAAGACUCUGGACAAGAGCACUGAUCACCCCUAUCCCCAGCACUGUCCUUUGCACUUGGUGGCCCCAAUGUGAGUCGCUGUAUAAAAUGCUGCCUUUAUUAUUUUGUAUGAAAUGACUUUUCUGUGAACCAGGUACUUACGAAAAUCUCAAUAACCAAAAUAAAGUUCUAUAUUCUUGAUUU
Molecule: messenger RNA, 4885 nt
Organism: Perognathus longimembris pacificus (Pacific pocket mouse)
Lineage: Eukaryota; Metazoa; Chordata; Mammalia; Rodentia; Heteromyidae
Gene: Fbxo10
Product: F-box protein 10
Exons: 11
Coding region: 470-3349 (959 amino acids)
Biological process (GO): ubiquitin-dependent protein catabolic process; regulation of apoptotic process; protein ubiquitination
Molecular function (GO): protein binding
Source: RefSeq, a predicted model, not a curated record